AUGUCGAACGCUGGACAAGGGGAAGCGCUGUCGCCCAUUCCGCCGCUGCCAGCGCCGUUCAAGCUGGAUGCGUCCAAGGGGCCGUUGGUCUGGAUUGACUGCGAGAUGACGGGGCUGGACAUUGAGCGAGGCGACCGACUGCUCGAGAUCGCAUGUAUCGUCACCGACGGCGAUCUGAACCCGGUCGACGAAGGCGUGAGCUACGUCAUCAGCACGCCCAAGGAUGUGUUGGACAACAUGAAUGCUUGGUGUGUGAACCAGCACGCGCUCUCGGGCCUCACCGCGGCCUGUCUCUCGCCCACCGCCUCGCACCCACACGCUUCGGUCCGCGCCGCCAUCCUCGCCUACAUCCGCGACCGCGUUCCCACCCCGAACGCCGCCUGCCUCGCCGGAAACACGGUACACGCCGACAAAGUCUUCCUGCUCAAGGAAAUGCCCGAACUCGUCCAGCACCUCCACUACCGCAUCGUCGACGUCAGCAGCAUCAAGGAGUUGGUCCGGCGCUGGUACGGCGCGGACAAGAUGUGGCGGCCACGCAGGAGGGAAGAGGUGGAAACCACGCGCGAGGGUGGCAAGCAGGGAGAUCAUAGGGCUUUGAAUGAUAUCAGAGCAAGCAUUGAUGAACUCAAGUGGUACAGGCAGCACGUUUUCCAGCCUGCGUCUGCGACGGGAGUAGAGGGUUCCAAGUAA
Sporisorium graminicola is the source of this 690-nucleotide messenger RNA. RefSeq lists its product as uncharacterized. Gene Ontology annotation, molecular function: 3'-5'-RNA exonuclease activity; nucleic acid binding. The coding region runs from base 1 to 690 and encodes 229 amino acids. The record is from RefSeq and is a predicted model, not a curated record. Gene Ontology annotation, cellular component: mitochondrion. The transcript has 3 exons. Lineage: Eukaryota; Fungi; Basidiomycota; Ustilaginomycetes; Ustilaginales; Ustilaginaceae.